Molecule: messenger RNA, 255 nt
Organism: Cladophialophora carrionii CBS 160.54
Lineage: Eukaryota; Fungi; Ascomycota; Eurotiomycetes; Chaetothyriales; Herpotrichiellaceae
Exons: 1
Coding region: 1-255 (84 amino acids)
Source: RefSeq, a predicted model, not a curated record
AUGUCUGUCUGGACCAAACUCGGCCUGAACGCCCGGGAGAUGCGCAAGGCCCGGCAGGAGGCGGGAAAGUUUCUAGGGCCCGAUCCGCCCAUCUGGGACGAUAUGGGCACCGACGUCCAGGAACGCAAAGUCGAGAGUUACAUCCAGUAUCUCCGCUAUAAUCAGAACAAUACCAUUGCCGACAAGCUCAGCGUCGACAAGGAAGCUGUCUUUGAGCUCUUGAGGACCCGAACCAAAACCCUUCGUCGUAAGUAA